CACACACACGCAAUGCUGGGUUAACAGACGCACGAUGAUGGAACUAAACGAUCCUCUGGAUUUUACGCGCAUGGUUUUUCUCCUAUUGGGAUUUAUCCGCCGUAUGGAUUUGACUGAACUCGUUUAAUCAGGAAUAUCAUUCAGGAGAGCCCUGGAUAUUGAACACUUUAUAGUUUUUGCGUUCGCACAAUGUAUGGGAUCAAUCAGCGCUACUUAUACAUCUCUUUUCACUUCUUCGUGGUGUGGUGUCAUGCGCAGGGGGAGAAGAAUCACCCUUCUCCUAAUUUUAAGCAGUAUGUGAGGGAACAGGGCUCCCUGACGGACCAGCUGAGCCGGCGGCAGGUUCGAGUCUACCAGUUGUACAGCAGAACCAGCGGGAAACACGUGCAGAUCCGCGGACACCGGGUCAGCGCCACCGCGGACGACGGAAACUCUUACGCCAGACUGUACGUGGAGACGGACACCUUUGGCAGUCGUGUUCGCAUUAAAGGAGCCGAGAGCGGCAGAUACCUGUGCAUGAACCGCAGAGGCAAACUGGUGGGCAAGCCCAACGGCCGCGGACGGGACUGCAUCUUUACGGAAAUCGUGUUGGAGAACAACUACACGGCUUUAGAGAACGCCAGACAUGAGGGCUGGUUCGUGGCUUUCACCAGGAAGGGUCGACCCAUCCGAGCCUCCAAAACCCGACAGAACCAGCGCGAAGUUCACUUCAUCAAACGCCUCCACAAAGGACCGCAACCGUUCCCGAACGCAGAGCAGCCAAAACACUUCGAGUUCAUCAGCUUCCCUUCGACACGACGUGCCAAACGCAACAGAAAACACCAGACCGCUUCAUAACCCGCUGAUCAAACGACAGAGACAGCUUUAUUUUUAUAUGCUUUCGUACUUAAUGGACUUGAAAAACACUGAACGGACGCUCGAUGCUCAGGGGCGACUUGUAAAUAUAGAUAGAGAAUGUAUAUAUUUAAUUAAGGUGGUGUUUGUGUCUGUGUGUUGCGUGAGCAUUUUGUACAGACUCUACAGACAAAUGUGCUCAAUAUUAAACACGAUAAAGGAGAAAUUUCCCUCUGAGGGGAAAAUAAAAUACUAAUGCUAAACGAAAUACAAUCAGCCUAUACACUACCAGACAAAAGUCUUGUCGCCUAUCCAAGUUUCAGGAACUCCCAGAGUUCAUCAAAAGUCUUUGUGUUCAUCUUCAACGCCUCCUCCUCCUCCAUCUUACCCCAGACAUGCUCCAUAAUGUUAAUAUCUGGUGACUGGGCUGGCCAAUCCUGCAGCACCUUGACCUUCAGGAGCUUUGAUGUGGAGGCUGAAGUAUGAGGAGCGCUAUCCUGCUGGAGAAUUGUCCCUCUCCUGUGGUUUGUAAUGUAAUGGGCAGCACAGAUGUCUUGAUACCUCAGGCUGUUGAUGUUGCAGAUCUCUCGCACACCCCCAUACUGAAUGAUCCCCAAACCAUGAUUUCUCCUUCACCAAACUUGACUGAUUUCUGUGAGACUCUUGGUCCAUGCUGGUUCCAGUAGGUCAUCUGCAAUGAUUGUGAUGCAGAUCAGCAGAUGAUUCAGCAGAAAAAUCCACCUUCUGACUCUUUUCCAAAUGAUCAACUAGAAGUCGAGUUAUUAUUGUUGCUCUUACAACUGAGAUCCACGGCAAGACUUUUGUCAGACAGUGUAUAGCACUAAAAAUAUAAUAUGCUUAAGGUAAACUACCUUAGUUCAUUAAUAUUACACCACAUGCUAACACACGACACUAAAUAAUGCAAUAAACAUUAUUUAUCAACAUUAUUUUUAUAUGCUUUCGUACUUAAUGAACUUAAAAAAAACACUGAACGGACGCUCGAUGCUCAGGGGCGACUUGUAAAUAUGGUAAGAUAGUAGAAGAGAAUGUAUAUAUUUAAUUAAGGUGGUGUUUGUAUCUGUGUGUUGUGUGAGCAUUUUGUACAGACUCUAAAGACAAAUGUGCUCAAUAUUCAAUACUCCUCUGAUGGGGAAAAUAAAUGCAACAUGAAAU
Messenger RNA from Danio rerio (zebrafish), 2007 nucleotides. It is a transcript of the gene fgf17, whose product is annotated as fibroblast growth factor 17. Gene Ontology annotation, molecular function: growth factor activity. Gene Ontology annotation, biological process: negative regulation of endodermal cell fate specification; anterior/posterior pattern specification; signal transduction. Gene Ontology annotation, cellular component: extracellular region. NCBI's taxonomy places the organism in Eukaryota, Metazoa, Chordata, Actinopteri, Cypriniformes, Danionidae. The record is from RefSeq and is marked provisional.